AUGUCUUGUAUUUUUGUAUUUCUCGGGCAAGCUGGAAAUCAAGUCGGGAACGAGUUUAUUAAAUUGCUGAAUGGAGAAAAGAUAUCUAAAAAGUCUAAGGGAUUUUUUGAUACCUAUUUCAAUACAACCUAUUCAAAGGCAAGGGUAGUAAUGGUUGAUGCCGAGCCAAAGGUUAUUAAAUCAAUUUUAGAUGAAGAAAAGAAAUCAAAAUUAUCAAUUUAUAAUCCAAAGAAUGUUGUAUACUCGGAGAGUGGAUGUGGUAAUAAUUGGGCUCUUGGAUAUAAUUUUAAAGGAAAAGUUAAGAAUUUGACUAGUAAUAUUGCUCUCUCUGAAACAGAAUCGCUAUUGGAGGAAACAAUGGAAAGAAUUAGAAGAGAAAUUGAGUGUUGUGACAUUGUGCAGUCAAUAUUCGUGUUUCACUCUAUGGGUGGAGGUACUGGUAGUGGUUUUGGAUCCAGAGUUGUUGAGGAAAUAAGGAACAAGUAUCCGAAUUAUUACGUUUUUACAGUUUCAAUUGCUCCAUUUCAACAUGGAGACACACCACUCCAACACUACAAUUGCCUGCUCACUUUGAAUCAUAUCCAUGAACAUUCUGAUGGUGUUUUCCUGUUUGUGAAUGAUGAUAUUCUGAGGUCAAUUACUAAAAAUGCAAAAAGAAAUAAUGCUGGUCACUCAACUUUAUUGGAUGUGAGCUAUUCAGUUUCAGAUAUUAAUAAGUACAUCUCGUCAUGCCUAUGUGGAAUGCUUCUUCCUAUAUAUAAUAAGGACUCCAAAUCACAUACUCCCUUCGAUGCUUUCUCACUUGUGAAUCAGGUUAUUCCCCUUAAGGAUACUAAUUUUGUGGAAUUACAUACCAGUGCUCUCAUCACCCAUAAUGCAGCACAAUUUACAUCAUGGCAAUAUAUUGCUGAAGAUUUGACUAAACAUGUCCCAAUUUAUGAUAUUGGACAUGCAAAUAUUAGAACAAUAUUCUCAAAGACAUUUAUAAGAGGUGGCUUACAAACAUCACACGAUCUGAAUAUUGUCAAAUCAGUACUUCAAAAGCAAGCAUUCUCUCCUGUGGAUUGGAUGUACGAUAGAAAGGAGGAAUUCAACAAUGUAGUUUCCAGUGAGGAAGCCCUCAAAAGUUACAAACUUCCAUACUCUCUAACUGUUUGUGCCAAUAGAACAAGUUUCAUGGAGCUUUUCAACAGGGUUUUGACCAAGUCAUACACCAUGUUACAAUCCGGAGCAUACAUUAAUUGGUAUGAAAGACAUGGAUUGGAAAGGGAAGAUUUUGAUAAUGCCAUUUGCAAUUUACAAAGUGUUGUUGAUCACUAUGUAGAAUUGAUGUAG
Messenger RNA from Naegleria gruberi, 1335 nucleotides. Its product is annotated as eta tubulin-like protein. The record is from RefSeq and is a predicted model, not a curated record. The transcript is spliced from 3 exons. Bases 1 to 1335 code for a protein of 444 amino acids. Gene Ontology annotation, biological process: microtubule cytoskeleton organization; mitotic cell cycle. Gene Ontology annotation, molecular function: structural constituent of cytoskeleton; GTP binding. Lineage: Eukaryota; Heterolobosea; Eutetramitea; Acrasida; Naegleriidae. Gene Ontology annotation, cellular component: cytoplasm; microtubule.